UAAGACACCCCCGGAAUUGUUUUGGGUUUAAGAACAUAGAGGACUGGGGGAGGGUUUAAGGACUAGCGGGUAUAUUCAUCUUCAUCAUAUCAACCAAACCAGCUCAUAUAUUAUUAAAUCAUAUCUCUAAAGCUGGCGUUGGUAUGUAUAAUGGGCUAGCCAUAUGUAUAUGCUUGCAAAACCCAGCACUAUCCAUGCCUGAGAGCUGAGGCCUUCUUUCUAAUAUAUAUAUUGAAGCCUGCAGCAUACGCAUUAAUAUUCACAACCCAAACCCCAGAAGUGAGUUUGCAGUUUCAAAGCGGACUAGUCCUGAAAAGUUGAGGGCGCUAGCUACUUCCUUCCAUCCAUCGCAUAUACUACCUACUCUGCCCGAUCCAUCCAUGGCCGUGGCUCAAGGCAAAUGGGUCAAGCUUGAUGAACAUGGUACUGGGCCCGGAGCCAGAAGCUCACAUGCCAUUGCCAUAGUUGGACAAAAGGCCUAUGUUUUUGGUGGUGAAUUCAAGCCACGUGUCCCGGUCGACAACAAGCUCCACGUCUUUGAUCUUGAAACCCUAACGUGGUCUGUUGCAGAGUGCACGGGGGAUGUCCCACCACCACGUGUCGGUGUCACAAUGGCAGCUGUUAGAAAAACUAUCUAUGUGUUUGGUGGUAGGGACAGUGAACAUAACGAGCUGAAUGAGCUCUACUCCUUUGACACCUGCAAAAAUAAGUGGACACUACUCUCUAGCGGAGACAUCGGCCCCACUCACCGAAGCUACCACUCUACGACGGCCGAUGAUCGACAUGUAUACAUCUUUGGUGGCUGUGGGGUGGCCGGUCGACUUAAAGACCUAUGGGCAUAUGAUACUGUUGAUCAAAAGUGGGUCAAAUAUCCGGCCCCAGGAGACGGAUUCAAGGGUAGAGGUGGGCCUGGGCUGGCCGUGGCCCAAGGAAAAAUAUGGGUUGUGUAUGGUUUUGCUGGAGUGGAAAUGGAUGACGUACACUACUUUGAUCCAGUACGUGGAGAAUGGGCCCAAGUCGAGACAACUGGUGAAAAACCUACGGCUCGCAGUGUAUUUUCAACAGUCGGGAUUGGAAAAUACAUAUUUAUAUAUGGUGGGGAAGUAGACCCUAGUGACCAAGGCCACAUGGGUGCCGGUAAAUUUGCUGGCGAGGUUUAUGCAUUGGACACAGAGACAUUAGUGUGGAAACGAUGGGAUGAUGGACCGAAAUCGGGUGAUCAUCCUGGGCCUCGCGGUUGGUGUGCGUUCGCAACUGGUCACCGGGAUGGAAAGGAGGGACUUUUGGUGUAUGGUGGCAAUUCACCAAGCAAUGAUAGGCUUGGUGAUCUUUUCUUUUUCACUCCUUGAUAGUCAUGAGGUGAUUAAAGAAAAAAUGGUAAUCAUAUGUAAUGGGAUAAAUAAUUUCACUAUUACGAUCAUGAUCUGGCCGUGGUUAAUUAUGAUAAGGUCAUGGGGGACUAAGAAUGUGUGGUUAUAUAUAUAUAUAUAUAGCUACCUAGGAGUGACUCUUGUAUGGCGUAUGUUUCCAAUAAAACCAGACGUAUUUGGUGUU
Messenger RNA from Carya illinoinensis, 1554 nucleotides. RefSeq names its product nitrile-specifier protein 5. Gene Ontology annotation, molecular function: protein binding; enzyme regulator activity. NCBI's taxonomy places the organism in Eukaryota, Viridiplantae, Streptophyta, Magnoliopsida, Fagales, Juglandaceae. Bases 381 to 1349 code for a protein of 322 amino acids. Gene Ontology annotation, biological process: nitrile biosynthetic process. The record is from RefSeq and is a predicted model, not a curated record. The transcript has 2 exons. Gene Ontology annotation, cellular component: cytosol; nucleus.